UUAUACAUAUUUACCACAGGUACUAUCCCACCAAACCAAGUGAUAAUUAGAAAAACAUGAAAACCUGUCAUAUGCACUUUAGAUAUUUACAUUAAUGGAACAUUUUCAGUGAUACAAAGAUAGCAGGGGUGAUUGUGAGCCAUACUUCCUUCCUUCUCUGAGUGAUUCUAAGAAGAAGUUGAGUCACUAUCUCUCCCAAUAGCUCCUACCCACACAAGAAAGGAGAACAGUAACCAUUCAUCUGCAGUCGAUCAACACAACCAUGGAUUAUGCAAUGGAUUCAACAAAUGCAAGCACCGAGUACCCUGACUACUACAACCUGUCUCUGAACAUCAGUGACUACGGGUAUACAGAAGAGGUGAGGCAGGAGGAACAAAGCCUCUACAUACUGGCCAUCUUCUACUCCCUGGUGUUUGCCUUCAGCCUCUGUGCCAAUGUGCUGGUGCUCGUCAUCAUCCAUCGAUUUGAGAAGCUCACCACAGUGACUAACCUAUUUCUGCUGAACCUGGUGCUGUCCUCUCUACUCUUCAUCAGCAGUCUGCCCUUCGUCGCUGUGUACCAGCUGAGGUCACACUGGCCCUUUGGUAGGCUCAUGUGUAAGAUAGUGGGCAGUCUCUACUACCUGGGCUUCAACAGCUCUGUGCUCUUCCUGGCCCUGAUGACCUUUGACAGAUACCUGGCGGUAGUGUACUCUAUCAGCUCGGGGAGGUUGAGGAGUAGGGCCUAUGCUCUGGUUUCCUGUGGGGUUGUGUGGAUGGUCACUGCUCUGGCCUGCAUUAAACCCAUGAUUCGACAGAAGCUGAUAGUCCGGCUGGUGGACGACCGCAUCUUCUGCCAGGAGGAUGAACAGACGGAGAACCCGGUGUUGUGGGGGUUGGGCUUUUACAUGCAGCUGCUGCUCUUCUUCCUCUUCCCCCUGCUCCUUAUCAUCUACUGCUACAUGCGCAUCGCCUGCACCGUUCUGUCCUCUCACAUUGGCACCAAGUUUAAGACAGUGCGCCUCAUAUUUAUCAUAGUGCUGUUGUUCUUUACCUGCUGGACCCCCUUUAAUAUCGCCCUAUUGAUGCACGCAUGCGCCUCCACUCCUGAUGAACGUGAACAGUGGUCGUCUGUGCUGAAAGUUACUCAGAUUUUCACCCAUCUGUACUUCUGCAUCAGCCCCAUCUUCUACACUUUUGUGGGGAAGAAGUUUCAGAACUACUUUCUCAUGUUAGUGGUGAAACGUUUCCCAGAUCUAAGGAAGCACAUUUCUAUCAGUCAAAGCAAAACCAACAUUUCCACCAAAAGUACCCUCAAUGACCUGUAGACACAUGUCUGUAAGAUUGCCAAUUAUGAUUACCAGAUAUUUGUGUC
Periophthalmus magnuspinnatus is the source of this 1353-nucleotide messenger RNA. RefSeq names its product C-C chemokine receptor type 3-like. Gene Ontology annotation, molecular function: G protein-coupled receptor activity. The transcript has 2 exons. The coding region runs from base 263 to 1306 and encodes 347 amino acids. Gene Ontology annotation, biological process: immune response; G protein-coupled receptor signaling pathway. NCBI's taxonomy places the organism in Eukaryota, Metazoa, Chordata, Actinopteri, Gobiiformes, Gobiidae. The record is from RefSeq and is a predicted model, not a curated record. Gene Ontology annotation, cellular component: membrane.